This is a messenger RNA of Oncorhynchus masou masou (cherry salmon), 2324 nucleotides long. RefSeq lists its product as uncharacterized. Gene Ontology annotation, molecular function: RNA polymerase II cis-regulatory region sequence-specific DNA binding; DNA-binding transcription factor activity, RNA polymerase II-specific. The record is from RefSeq and is a predicted model, not a curated record. Gene Ontology annotation, biological process: regulation of transcription by RNA polymerase II. Bases 207 to 1952 code for a protein of 581 amino acids. Gene Ontology annotation, cellular component: chromatin; transcription regulator complex; PcG protein complex. The transcript is spliced from 6 exons. NCBI's taxonomy places the organism in Eukaryota, Metazoa, Chordata, Actinopteri, Salmoniformes, Salmonidae.
GAAGUAAACGGAAGUGAGCAGUGACUGAGAACAAGUUCCACGUUAGCGUUUUUAUUGUUAUUUAGACGCGUAUUAAUAACACCCUGGAACUCAACAUAUGACUAAUUUAGCUGCACAGCAUCACAUACAUGGUACUGCUUAAUUCGCGUUGAAAACAGGACUUGGUUGAUAUAUGUUAUCUAGGUAACGCUAGCUAGCUGCUAACAAUGUCAAACUGUAUGGUUUUUCACACUCAAAUAGCCUCCGUCAUGGAGGUGCUAGCAAAUGCAGCCGUGGCAGAGAUCUGUAAACUCGUAGAUGACGACUAUGCAGUGUUUCGUUUGGAAAUUACUCAAAGCCAGAAAGAAAACAGGGGAUUACGGAGGAAACUACAGCUGCUGGAAUUGAAGGUGGCACGGGAGCGCGCAGAGAGAACCAAUAGGGUCAAGAUCCUCGACCGAUACAGAGCAGGAAUGCCAAGAGGUGAAGGACAUUUUACUGGAGGCUACAGGAGCUUUGUGAAUCCUGUGGGACACCACACAUGGAGAGAUGACCAACCAAUCACUGUUGAUGAUGAAGGGAGUGGAACCUCAACUCAGCACAUUAUCAUGAUAGAGUCUGCAGAGGCUGCAGGUCCUGGUGUCAAGCAGAGUAGGACUGAAGAAGAGGACCCACAACACAGCAGAGACAUCCAGACUGGAGCACCCCCUGUAGCCACGGAGGACCCCACCCCCAUCGCUCGACGAAGCAUCACGGAGGAGGAGGAGGGUCUGGAGGUGCUGCUGGUGAAGGAGGAGGGGUGUGAGGAGGGUCUGGCAAACCCUGAGGCGACCAUGGUCAUGGAGGACAACCAGACAAAAACUCGUCCAGAACCCACAGAGGAACCAGCUGAAGAGCACAGGACCACAUACAGUCUCACUGAGCCAGUAGACAUGCAGGAUGGGAAGCCUGAUCUGCUGCUGGUCAAAGAGGAGGCAAUAGAAGACGGACCAGAGAGUAUUGAUCUGCUGAGUGGACUAAAGAUGGGGGAUCAAGGUGGUUGGCAGGAGGCUAACAGAGGAGACUGGGUGGCCAUCUUGGAUACCCAGACAGGUGCAGCCAAGGCUCUAGGGAACAACAUCACUGAGCAGGCCAGGACCAGAGGUGGCAUAGUGGAGGUCAGUGGAUGGGACAGCAUCCUCAACUCUGGGCUGGGGAACAACACUGUUAACCACAACCGGAAACAGACAGUGGAACACAAAACAACUGAACAUAGUCUCCAUGACAACAGAAUGGCUGAGACUAGGGCGAGGCAUAGAUUUGGUCUGCAGGUACGAGGUGGUGUCCGUAUGGGUACUGACUCGGCUAGCGAUGCUCCGUCCUGCUCCUAUAGUUGUGAUUCAGAGAGACUGAUGACGCCUCAGGUUAACCCCCUAACAGGUGCUACCUUCAGCCUGCCUUCUAUAGGAUCUAUCAACUGGAACAUGGACCCUGCAACAACACAGACACUCCCUGGCCUUCAUUCUCCUCACACUCUCCUGUUAAACCAGACCUCAGACAAUGCCAGUGCCUCAACACUAAAUGGGUACACAAGCCCAUUGACAAAUGACAUUGAUAGCAUUGCUACUACUAGAUCUGGUGGCAAAGAGAAGCGCUUCCCGUGUUCGUUCUGUGGGAAAGCCUUCAGUUUCCGCAAACAGAUGGAGAUCCACCAGAGGAUGCACACAGGGGAGAAACCCUUCAGCUGCCACCUUUGUCGGGCCAGUUUUUCACAAUCAUUCAGCCUGAAGAGGCACCAGAGAGUCCACACAGGGGAGAAACCCUACAGCUGUCCCCAGUGUGAGAAGAGGUUCUCCCACCAGCACCAUUUGAAGGUGCACCUGAAGAUCCACACGGGAGAGAGGCCAUUCGCCUGUACGCACUGCGGGAAGAGGUUCUCAGAGAGGAGAUAUCUCAGGAUACACCAGCAGCAAAUGCACAUAGCCCAUGUAUAGAGUACAGUGACAUGUAUGUAGUACUAGUUAGUUUGUUUGUUUAGUUAAUUCUGUUGGUUUUGGAUGUAGUAGGGAACUGGAUGAGGUGAACUGAGGAAAGAAUGAGUAUAAUUUGUGAUGGUGUCUAUAAAAAUGUUUCACUGAUUAAGACUAACAAUUUUGUCCUGUUUUGAAAUGGGGAAAUUAUUUGUCCUUACGUUUACUUGACAUGAAGAAGUGAAGCUGUGUGUAAUGUUGAACUUUUUCCAAAGCAUUCUAAAAUGUAUUUCAUCACAGCGAGGUUUCCAGAUUUACAGAAAAGUUACUGUUCACUUUUCUCACUAUGGUUUCUACUUGUCACAUCGUUUUCUACAAUAAAAGUACUGAACUUCA